GAUUGAUGGUCUGGAACUAAGACUGAAUAUAUGUCGAGAAGUAUUUUCUUUUCUGGAGAAUUAGUGUUUUCUUUAAACUGAAUGUGAAACAAGUUUUUUUAUUUUUGAUUUAAUAAGAAAGAAAGGAAGAAGAGAGCAACUGACGGGGUGAAGCAACUUCUUUCACACAUUUCUGGAUCCAAAAGGCCCUCACACUGCUCAAGCAAGAGAAAUCCCUAGGUUUGGCAAGAACCAGCGUUCGCGCACGCGCAGCAAAUUCAACUACAGCCGCCCCGCCCUCCGUUUGCUGGCCCCGCCCCAGCCUCGCUCACCUCACCCGGUCGGGGGUGGGAGGCGGAAUGUGUUACCGGGAACACCGGUCCGACUUUCUUCCUUCCGCCCUCCAUUGUUUUCUCCCUUGCAAUGGCAACCGGAUUAGUGAGGCUGCUGCUGCGGGGGCCUCGCUGCCUCCUGGUACCAGCCUCCCCCACUCUCGCCCCGCCGGUUCGGGGAACGAAGAAGGAAGCCCGAGCCGCCUUCCGCUUUCAGAAGGAGUUAGAGCGGCGGCGCCUGCUCCGGUGCCCGCCGCCGCCCGUUCGCCGUUCAGAUAAGCCCAACUGGGAUUACCAUGCUGAAAUUCAAGCAUUUGGACCUCGGUUACAGGAAACCUUUUCCUUAGAUCUUCUCAAAACUGCAUUUGUUAAUAGCUGCUAUAUUAAAAGUGAAGAGGCCAAACGCCAAAAACUUGGAAUAGAGAAAGAAGCUGUUCUUCUGAAUCUUAAAGAUAAUCAAGAACUAUCUGAACAAGGGACAUCUUUUUCACAAACAUGUCUCACACGAUUUUUUGAGGACGCCUACCCACACUUGCCCUCUGAAGGCAUUCAAAGUCUUGUUGACUUUCUCACUGGUGAGGAAGUUGUGUGUCAUGUGGCUAGAAACUUGGCUGUGGAGCAAUUAACGCUGAGUGCAGAAUUUCCAGUACCCCCAACUGUAUUGCGGCAGACUUUCUUUGCAGUAAUUGGAGCCCUGCUACAGAGCAGCGGACCUGAGAGGACUGCACUUUUCAUCAGGGAUUUCUUCAUUACUCAAAUGACUGGGAAAGAACUUUUUGAGAUUUGGAAGGUAGUAAAUCCCAUGGGACUACUGGUAGAAGAAUUGAAGAAAAGGAACAUUUCAGCGCCUGAAUCCAGGCUUACAAGGCAGUCUGGAAGCACCACAGCUUUGCCUGUGUAUUUUGUUGGCUUAUACUGUGAUAAAAAGUUAAUUGCAGAAGGACCUGGAGAGACAGUACUGGUUGCAGAAGAAGAAGCUGCUCGAGUGGCACUUAGGAAACUGUAUGGAUUCACUGAGAAUAGGCGGCCCUGGGACUACUCCAAGCCCAAGGAGAAUUUAAGGCUACAAAAGACCAUUGCUGCCAGCUAGCCAGCCAAAGACGCGGGAACUUGAAAUUUGUAAGGAAAACAGUGAGACAGAUGUCAAAGAUGUUCAAAGCUGGACAUUUUUCAAAUUGCAAAGAAGUGUGUCUUAUCGUCUCAUACUGAGUUCCUAAAAUUAAACAAGUAUUCAUCAGGUCA
This is a messenger RNA of Rhinolophus ferrumequinum (greater horseshoe bat), 1553 nucleotides long. It is a transcript of the gene MRPL44, whose product is annotated as mitochondrial ribosomal protein L44. Bases 403 to 1401 code for a protein of 332 amino acids. Gene Ontology annotation, molecular function: ribonuclease III activity; double-stranded RNA binding. The record is from RefSeq and is a predicted model, not a curated record. Gene Ontology annotation, biological process: regulation of gene expression; primary miRNA processing; rRNA processing. Gene Ontology annotation, cellular component: nucleus. Lineage: Eukaryota; Metazoa; Chordata; Mammalia; Chiroptera; Rhinolophidae. The transcript is spliced from 4 exons.